Dermacentor albipictus is the source of this 1425-nucleotide messenger RNA. Its product is annotated as lethal (2) k09913. Lineage: Eukaryota; Metazoa; Arthropoda; Arachnida; Ixodida; Ixodidae. Gene Ontology annotation, molecular function: serine hydrolase activity. The record is from RefSeq and is a predicted model, not a curated record.
UCCCAUGUACACUCCAUGGGUAACGCCGACAGCGCCAGACACACAGACACACCGCCGCCGCGGAACCACAUAUACCACAUACCUAUCACCAUCAGUAGUGGCGUGACAACCGCAGUCGUUAGGGGCGACUUGCAUUGCGUGUCGUGCUUAGUGGCGUCUGGCUGGGAAUGAUGGCACUGCGAGGAUUGCGCGUGGUGGCACGGAUCGUUGGCGCACCCGGAAAGCAGACGGGCCUCGGCUCCGCCUGUAAGGUGCUGGUGCCAUGCCUGUCAUUGCAGAGCAUGAGCAUGGCAGUGCGCACCGAGACCCUUAAUCAGAACAUGCAGCUGCGGCUGUCGGACAAACCACCUCCCACGGCUGGAGCACCCCUGGUUGGAGGGGGUGGAGGCGGCCAAGGCGUAGUGUGCCCUGUGCUCACCUCCUCCUCAUCGGCACGGCCAGACGAGGUGAUGGGUCACCGGGGGGUGAGCAGCAGCAGCAGCAACAGUGCGCUGCGCGAGAACCCAUUGACCGUGUUGCUCGCCUGGAUGAAUGCAAGGGACAAGCACCUUCAGAACUAUCAUGACUUCUACCUGCAGCUGGGCUUCGAUGUCCUCACAGUACGCACACUGCCCCUGCAGCUGGCAUUCCCCACAUCAGGGGCACAGGUGGUGGCCAAGCGGCUGCUAGACUUUCUGGUGAACCAUCCCAACUACAGCCGUCUGGUGGUGCAUGGAUUCAGUGUGGGUGGCUACCAGUUUGGCGAGGUGCUGGUCAAGAUACGCAAGGCAGGAGGUGAUUACAAUGGGGUGCUGCCUCGUUUCAAGGCACAGCUGAUCAUUUUCGUCGCUGGAUUUGCUGCACAUGGAAAUCAUGGUGUGACGCCUACAAGAUUGAGGAGCUACAUUGUCCCGACCUCGCAACACUCUUAUCGGACAUCUACGUGGUUUCCUUGGCGCCUUCUCUACCACACGAGGGCAGCAGGACAGCACGGCUGGCUUAGAAAAGCGACAGAUCGGCGACCAGGCUUGCAGUUUGGCAGCAGUGCUUCUUGAGCACACAACUAAUAGCUGUCUGCUUUGCAGAGCUCUGCCCGACAAGACGGCGACUUUCAAAGGGGACCCGUGCAUUGCUGGCAAGAAGUGCAAGCAAAGGAUAACUGUGCUUUUUGCCGCCAAUAUGACUGGCACGGAACGCUUGCCACUUGUUGUCAUCGGGAAAGCGCAUAACCACGUUAUUUUAGAAACAUCAAAAGCCUUCCUGUCGAGUACAGAGCGAACAGGAAGGCUUGGAUGACCUCGGACAUUUUUUAAGGCUGGCUGUAGCAGUUAGAUCGACACUUCAUGUCUAAGGACCGUAAAAUAAUUAUGGUUGUUGACAACUGCAGUGCACAUAACUGUACAGUUGAACUGAAGAGCAUCAAGGUAGUUUUUUUGUCGCCCAACA